Messenger RNA from Apis cerana (Asiatic honeybee), 6275 nucleotides. It is a transcript of the gene mRpS9, whose product is annotated as mitochondrial ribosomal protein S9. The record is from RefSeq and is a predicted model, not a curated record. Gene Ontology annotation, molecular function: monoatomic ion channel activity; protein binding. Lineage: Eukaryota; Metazoa; Arthropoda; Insecta; Hymenoptera; Apidae. Gene Ontology annotation, cellular component: membrane; transmembrane transporter complex. Gene Ontology annotation, biological process: monoatomic ion transmembrane transport.
UAAAAAAUUUAUUUUUAUGUAUUCUGUAGUUACCAUUGUAAUUUAUAUACAUAAUGUUUUAUAUUUUCUUUUAUACUAUUUUUUACACUACAUUUUCAUUUUUUACUUUUAUACUUUUUUUAGUCAAAUCAAAGUAUUAUAUAAGUAUUAUUAAUAAAUUUUUCCGUCCAUAUUUUUAAGACGAAAUUGACAAAAUUUAUACUUUUUAUCAAACAUAUAUUUGUACUUAAAAAACAAAUAUAGUAUAACAAAAUAUUUUUAAACAUAUAUCUUUAAACUUAAAAAUAAUGAUAAGAAACAUUAAGUAAUUUUAUAAUAAUUAAAAAAAUAUAAAAAACAAUUAUUUCACAUAUCUUUGUACAUAUCGUAAAAAAUAAUAAUUAAAUUUAUACAUACAUAUGAAAAGUUUUAAUAAAAUAUGUAUAAGAAAAAAAUGAUCUCAAUUUUACAUACUGUACACAAUAUAUUUACAACUAUUUACAUUCAUUAUAUGUUGAUUUUAUUAUUUUAUAUUUAAAUAUAAAAAUACAUAAAUUAUAAUAAUUAUAUAUAAUUUAUAACAUAUUAAAUAAUAUAUAUUAAUAAAUGUUUUUUUAUUUCACAUCAAAACUAUUUUAACAAUAAUAUGAUAAUUAUAUCUCAAUCUCAAAUAUAUUUAUAAAUAUUUAAAUUUGUAUAAUUAUUCUCUAUUAAAUUAUUAAAGAAAUAUUAAGAUUUAUAAUAUUUUAUUAUAUAUUCAAUUUAAUCAUGUAUUAAAGAUCGUUUGAUUUUAUAUUAAAAUAUACAUAAGAACGUAAAAAUUUAUCGUAUAAAUCGAACGUAUAAAUCCUUAAUACAUAUAUAGUAAUUUAUAAAUGUACACUAUAUUUUGUAAAAAAUUUUAAUUUUUGAAAAUAGAAAAAUUUCAUGUACAAUAUCUUUUCGAAUUAUAUUUUUCUACAAAAUAUAAAAUCAAAAUUUUUGACAGUAAAAUUAACAACAAAUUUUUAAUAGAAUCGAUUUUCGAUAAAAUGUUUCAAAGUUCCUUUCUACUUUUUUUAUAAGAGCAAAACUUUAAAACACCCACUAUUAUUAUUUUUGAUUAAAACAUUCGUAUAAUAUAUUAGAAAUCACCAAACAUUUACAAUCAAAAUAUACUAUAUUAUUCGUUCUUCAAAGAUAUAUUGUAAACCGUAAUAUUUAUAUUUUUUACAUUAAAGAUUAAGACUAUAGGUUUAAAAGAGAAAUAUAUUUAUAUGAUAUUUCAUAUCUCGUAUAUGGUUAUAUAUAUAGCAUGGCACAAUUUAAUAUAGAAUAAGAAAGCAAAUAAUAAAAAAAGUAAAAAUAGAAAUAGCAAAAAUUAUAAAAUCAAGACAUCUUUAGAAUAUUUCGAAACUAAUAUAACUAAAAAAAAGAUAGAGAUAUAUUAAAAAUUAUUAAAAAUUAAUUAAAUAAUUAGCAUCACUUCUUUAAGUUCUUUAAAGUUAAAAAUAUCUUUCCAAAAUUAAAGUCGCAAAAUGAUAUAAAAUAAAAAUUAAAAUUUAAAAUCAUUUUUUGAAUAGUUUUAAAAACAUAAUUGAAAAAAUAUGUUUGAUUUAUCAAAAGAUGGUACUAAUUGUCAAUUCUUAUAAUUUUUAUCUCUAUUUUCUUGGUUUUCUUUAUUUAGUUUGAUUUGCGGCACUCUGAAGAUAAUAUUGAUUCUAAUUUUCGUUAUAUCUCUUUUCUCACUAGCAAUAUAUAAUUAAUGGCAAGAGUGUAAAUGAAAUAAUUAUAAAAUAUGUAAGAAAAGAAAUAACAAAAGGAGUUCAAUAUUAUUAUUAAGUUUAUAUUUUUUUAACAUAUUAAAAAAUUAUUUAUUUAGAAAAUUAAUUAUUCAUUGAUAAAAAUGGCUGUAAUAUUUACACGUUCUGUAAAUAUACAAAAUGCAAUAAAUAAUAAUAAUUUUGGUUCUCUUAAAAAUAUAUGGAAUAUUGUACAAUGUUCGGGUGUUAUUUUUAAAUCAUAUUGUAUAAAUGUAAAUGAUGAUAUUUUUUUUGAUAAUUCUACGAAAAUUAAGAAAAAAAAAAUUAAUAAAGUUAUGGAAAUGUAUCUAGAACGAUCUAGAGAAUAUAAACAGUUUAUGGAAAAACAAAUAUUGGAAUAUAAUAUUGGAAAACGAAAUUUAGCAAAAAUGAUGGGUGAAGAUCCUGAUAAUUUUACAAAAGAAAAUAUUAAAAAAGCAAUAUGUUAUUUGUUUCCAUCUGGAAUAUAUGACAAAGAAGCUCGUCCUAUGAUGGCUAAUCCUGAAGAAUUAUAUGCACGUGAAAAAGAAGCAGAAUUUAAUGAAGAUGGUAGACCACAUCAUUUUUUAUAUUAUACUAUUAAACCUAAUUAUUACGAAAUACUUCAUAAAGUUGUAGAAUCAAUAAACUAUUUAAAUAAAAUAGAAGAUCACUUUCUGAUAACAAAUUGGAAAAUUAAAGAAGAGAAAAAAAUAAAUUUGGAUGGAUCAGACUGGUUAGAAAAAUCUAAAUUAGAAAAUGUAUUAGUUGAAAAAUUGUCAGAUUCAGAAUAUGAGUACUUUAUAAAAAGUAUGCAAAGAUUAGCUGAUCAUUCUCUAUCAAAACAUGUAGAACCUUUUAUCAUGAAAUAUAGAAAAUCAUUAAUAAAAAUCAAAGAGAAUAUGCAAUUGCCAAAACCUGAAUAUGAUAGUGAUAAUAGACCUUUUGUACUUAUUGAGAAAUGUCAAAGGAAAACUGCAAUAGGCCAGGUUAAAGUAAUAGGAAAUGGAUCUGGAAAUAUUACUAUUAAUGGACAGGACAUCACAUAUUUUAGCGAUAUAUAUUGUCGUGAACAGAUCAAUGAUGUAAUCGAGUAAAGCGAUAACCGAGAAGGAUAGAGACGAAUCAUUCGCAGACCUUGAAUACGCCAAUAACGAAAAAGAAAGUACAAACGGAGAGGAACGUGGAUAUGGAGAACAUAACGGUAUCCAUUUCGAAUACUCCAAAGCGUACGACCAUGACCUCUUUGCUCCUAACACGAUGGUUGACGUCGAAAAGCUCGACUCGUACGAAUCCAGAGACAAGUUGGUCCUCCGACGAUCGAAGUUUAGAAUACGGUACACCGCCACCCAUAGAAGAGCCGCAUUGUUACUCCAUGUGUGCCAGCGAAACCUCUUGCACGGAGGAAAUUAAUUGCACAUUGCAGGUGAACAAGGAUAUAAUUAAGAAUCUGUUAGUAGAGCAUAUGAGACACAUCGGCGGUCGAUUGCAACUUCUCGAUGAUUUGGAAGAAAAUAAAAUGGACCUAAAGAAUCCCGAGAAUUUCGCGAAAUUAUAUAAGCAACACGAGAUAAACGCUUUGUUACUUCACUCCAGCUUCUUAGGUCAUGUCGACGCGAUUAAAAGUUUACACAAAUGCGGAGCGGAUUUGAAUCACUCGGAACAAGGACAAGGCUUAACUCCGCUGCACUUGUGCGCGUUCAGUAAUUGUUUGGAAGGAGUACAAUAUCUGCUCGAUAACGGAGCCAAUAUUCAUCUGGAACAAACUCAUACACCCUUUCAUUAUGCCGCUUUUGGAAAUGCUUGUAAAGUAACUCAAUAUUUCCUUCAAUUAGGUAUCAGUCAGGAAUCUUGUUACGGGGAGGAAACUGUGUUACACAGUGCGGCCAGAUCAGAUGCUUACAACGUGUUAAAGUUAUUGGCACCUAAUAAUCCUACUUUGGAUAAUUUAGAUUGUAAUGGAUACGCUGCCAUACAUCACGUAGCAGAUAGAGGAGAUCCAAGUUGUCUAAUGGUAUUACUAGACGCAGGUUGCAAACUAGAUUUAACGACCAAAAAGAAUGACACUGCGCUGCAUCUUGCAGCUGCUGCCAGUUGCGUGGAGAACGUUGAUUUGUUGGUAGAAAGAGGCGCGAAUGUUCAUUUGAGAAAUCACAGAGAUCAAACAGCUCUGCACAUAGCUGCUCGUUCCCAUUCCUUGGAAUGUGUGGAGAUAUUGUUAAAGAAAGGUGGAUGCGAUCCUAAUAUCGAAGACAGCGACGGAAGAACGCCUUUGCACCUCGCUUUAGGUAGAUCAUUGUUAGCCUAUGACGUGACGGAAUUUUUGAUCACGUGGAAAGCAAACGUGAAUAAAACCGACAAAUACGGUUACACACCGCUUCAUAUCGCUGCUUUAAACGAAUUAUCUCAAUGCGUGGAUAUUUUGAUCCAACACGGAGCGGAUCUCAGCGCUAGAACGAAAGGUGGAACUAGUGCAUUGUCCAUUAUCUUACGUAAAACACCGACGUCUUUAAAUGUCUUUAAGCAGAGAUUAGACGCAUCGAUAACGCUUCAUCAGCAUGGAUCGGCAACUGGAGAGGCGGAACUUCGUCUCGAUUUCCAUCCUCUGCUUAUGAACCAACAACAAGGCGAAAUAAGAUAUCUUGGAACAUUCGUGAAGGAAGGAUACAAAGAAAUAUUGGAACAUCCGCUUUGCCAGGCAUUCCUCCAUCUGAAGUGGCAGAAAAUUCGAAAAUAUUACGUGGGCAGAUUGAUCUUUUACCUGUUUUACGUUCUCAUAUUAACAGGAUGGGUAAUGACCGCUCUGGCGCAUAACUGUUACAACGAAUCGCAUGGCCAAUUAGACAACGGUCAGCCACCAUUGUGCGCGAACACAACCGGUAUCAAUGGUUUUCUUUACAGACAUCCAGCUUUACUCGAGGUUGAAUGGUACGCAUUGAUGGUGCUCACGAUUCUCGAAGUAUUCCGCAAAUUGACCAGCAUUCCAACGUAUCCCUCCGUUCGCCAAUUCUUCACACAAGCCGAAAACAUGGUCGAAUGGUGUGUGAUAUUGAGCGUGUUCGCCACUUCUUUUAUCUACACGGGUAGAACGUAUCCGUGGCAAAGUCACGUGGGAGCAUUCGCGGUGCUCUGCGGUUGGAGUAAUCUUAUGUUAAUGAUAGGACAAUUGCCAAUAUUCGGAGCAUACGUGGCUAUGUUCACCAGCGUUCAAGCACAAGUAUUCAAACUUUUGUUGGCGUACGCCUGUCUCCUGGUAGGGUUCACAGCUAGCUUCUGCGUGAUCUUUCCACGAUCGAAAUCGUUCAGUAGCCCUCACAUCGGCCUGAUCAAAGUUCUGGUCAUGAUGACCGGAGAGUUAAAUUUCGAGGAUCUGUUCUUUCCUCAUGAAGAGGACGGGAAAACGAUUGAUUCGGGGAGUACAUCUUGGAUUUUGUUGCAAGUUUCCGCCCAGUUGUCGUUCGUCCUGUUCCUUUUAUUCGUCACGAUCGUGUUGAUGAACUUGCUGGUAGGAAUCGCGGUUCACGAUAUAAAGGGACUACAAAAAACGGCAGGACUUGCAAAACUCGUUCGCCAGACGAAGCUUAUCUGCGACGUCGAGACGGCACUUUUUUUGGGUCUGAUGCCAAAAAGAUUAAUGAAAUUUUUACGAUGGACCGCUCUGUUGCUACCAUCACCUUUGAGAGCUGUUUUAACCGUUCGUCCCCUGAAUCCGAGAGAGAGUAGACUGCCUCGCGAUUUGUUAGCCGCGGCGCACAAGGUCGCUAAGGAAAGAAAAAAUUGUAUAUCUGGAACUUUGUACAGUAGAAAGAGCAACGCCACUGUGUACACGUGUUUGAAAAGCGAGCCGUAUUUGACUUUUCGUCGACAUUUUCCAGAAGAAGAAAUUUCCACGGUCGAUGAUUACGCGAUUAAGGGAGAAUUGGCAGAAUUAAAAAAGAUUUGCGAGAGAAAUCAUCAACUUCUUCAGGAUAUCGUGUUGAUGUUGGUGAAUGAUAAGCGCGAAUAAAGAACAGGAUGAGAAUAAUUAAGUUUAAUCUGGAGAUUCUUUGAAUCAUAAUCUCGUGGAAAUAGCAAGGAUAUAAAUGAUCUAAAAAACUAAUCGCUAUAUGAAUAUUAGAGAUGUUAGAUUAUAUUGCAUAAUACAAAAGAAUUUUAUACAUAUUUUGAUAUCAUAUUUUAAUAUUUUUUUACGCUUAAAAAGUUUGAAAAAAUUAUCUAGAUAUUAUUCAAUGCUGAAUUUUUAUUAUUCAUUGGGAUAGUUUUAGAAUUUUACAUAGUAUGACGUAAUAUUCUGAAAUGAAAAAUCCGAAUGAUUAAAAUUAUUGAGUAAAAAAAACGUAUGCUCAUAUGUUUUCAUAUCAUAAAGCAAAAUUCGAAAGACAUAUAUGAAAACAUUGCAAUUUAGUUUCUGAAUUUAUCUCAUUUUCUUUUAAUUUUAAAAAUUUUAAUCAUCCUUGGCAGGUGAUUUUCAAUUCUUUAUGGGUUAAGAACGCCAUAAAGAUUUAUAUAAUUUUUUUUAUACAUUUGUGACAAAAA